AUGGCCGAAAAGGCCCGAAUCAAGGGGAUGGUGGAGUCGCUAGCGGCGGCGGAGAUGUCCACCAUGUGCCGCUGUCAAUAUAUUGGAUACUAUGAGGCUCAGAACGGGGGUCUUUGCGGUGGAGAAGAGAAGUUCGUCACAGUGGGCAGUGAGAAAUAA
Messenger RNA from Gaeumannomyces tritici R3-111a-1, 159 nucleotides. RefSeq lists its product as hypothetical. The transcript has a single exon. The coding region runs from base 1 to 159 and encodes 52 amino acids. The record is from RefSeq and is a predicted model, not a curated record. NCBI's taxonomy places the organism in Eukaryota, Fungi, Ascomycota, Sordariomycetes, Magnaporthales, Magnaporthaceae.